UGCCGGUAGUCGUGUGUGCAAUAAAGAAGAUACCAACAAAUAUUUCUGACAAACAGUCUGUACCCCCCACACCCAAAAUGAAGAUUCUGCCGAGGAUAAUCCUACUGCUGUUCCUGCUUUUCUUCAACACGGUUUCGAGCGAAGCAUGCAAACUCUACUCCAAGAGCAACCUGCGGACCAAAUCGGACGGAGUGCAGUUCCUACGGUUGAAGGAGGACUUCCCCGUCGGUGGGGAGAUUGUCUCACUGUAUGCCUAUCCGCGGAAUUCGAUUCUGAUUGCCAGGACGGACAAUUCCAGCGAUGGGGAGUACUUUAAGCUGAAGGAGGUCAACACGACGGUGGUCAGUGUGAUACUGAACCGGAGCCUGGACCAGCUGGUGGAUAGCGACAAUCCACAGAGCAUACUGAAGUUCAGUGUGUUCUGCAGCGGGACGUCUAUGGCCAUGAAGCAGGAUAAUCAGUCGUCAUUUUUCACAAUUACUGUUUACAUUGAAGAUAUUAACGAUAAUGAUCCCGAAUUUAUCAAUCUACCGUACGCGAUAACGCUGGACGAAUCAACGCCAAUUGAGACGGUGGUGUUUAAUAGAAUUAAGGCAAUUGAUCGUGAUAAGCCAAACACGCCGAAUUCCGACAUUGAGUACGCGAUCGCACCGAAGCAGAUCAAGAGCGGCGAUUUCCCGUUUCGUCUGGAGAGCUCCCAGAAGCCGAAGCUGAUCCUGCAGAGGCCACUCGAUUACGACGCCGGACUGCACUCGAUGAAUGUGCUGGUGAUGGCGAGCGAUCGUGGGAACCCACCGAGGACGGCUAACGUGACGGUCCGGGUGACGAUCCGGGACGUGGACGACAUGCCACCGAUCUUCACCAGAGCAAUUUAUCGCACCAAGCUGAAGGAGUCGUUUCCGAUUACGGGUAAACCGGUUCAUGCACUGAUUCACUUUGAUCCUCCGAUCGGUGCGUUCGAUCAGGACUCGUUGAAUGCAUCGUUGAUCUACAGCAUUAUCGGUGGGAAUGAGCGGAAACUAUUCUGGAUGUCACCGGAGACUGGGAUGAUUUUCCUACAGAAGGAGAUUGAUCUCGAGGCGGAGAAUCUACCGGACAACACGAUGGUGCUGCAGAUCGAGGCUAGGCAGACGAAUAACCCUUCCAGGAGUGCACUUUCCAGAGUCGAGAUGGAGAUCAUCGACCUGAACGACAACCUACCGGAGUUUGAAGUUGAUCUGUACAAUAUUUCGAUCAUCGAAAACCUACCGAAAGGUUUCAGCAUCCUCCAGGUGAAUGCGAUCGAUCGCGACCAAGGUGAGAAUUCCGAGUUUUACUACUACCUGGCGAACGAAGAUCCCAAGGGGGCAUUCGUGAUCGAUCACAUGUCCGGUUGGAUCGUGGUCAACGAUGAGACCUUUCUCGACAAGGAAGCACGAAGUUCGUUGCAUAUGACGGUGAAUGCCAUGGAACGGAUAGAACAGGUCGAUCGAUCGCAAAACUACGGGACGGUUGAGGUGGAAAUCACACUGCUGGACACCAACGACAAUACUCCGGAGUUUGAACAGGGAACGCUGUACGAAUUUAAAGCGAACUGCAGUGCCGCGAUCGGGAGCAAGGUAGGUUCACUUAAAGCAAUAGAUCCGGAUGACAUGGGCAACGGACAGGUGCAGUACCAUAUCAAGAAUGUACGGCCAAAUUUAGCGAUUCCUUUCAAGCUGGACCCAGGUACGGGUGACAUAAAGGUUGCGGAACAGAUGACGUACGGGAAGAUUGCGUUUUUUGUAGAAGCACGAGAUCAGCCCCAGAACCCUUCCGAGUCACGGUUCAAUGUGGCACUGGUAACGAUCGACAUUGUUUGUCAAUCGAUUGAAGAGAUCGAGUUCAUUGGAGCUCCGUACGAGUUCUGGGUGGGGGCUGAUGCUCCCAUUGGUGCUUCCGUGGGACAAAUCCGAACAACGUUCGACACCAACACAGAAGAAGAGAUAUUCUUCGAUCUGCUUCAUUCUUACCCGGAAGGCGUUCCGUUCGCCAUCGAAGAACGAUCCGGGAUUGUGACCGUGAUCGAAGGUUUGGACAAGUUCGAUCGCCGCUGCUACGAGUUUGAAACGGUUGUGUCUUAUCUACCAAAUGCAGAUGGAAAGAUCGUCGACCAACUAACUCCCGAGGCGUACAACAGUCUGGAGAAGAUCAUCGUUACGAACGUCACGAUUCACGUCAUCAAAAACAACUUUAUGCUGCUCAGAGGGACAAACUCAACUCCGAUUGAGUUCAAGAUCAAGGAGAACAAACCCAAUGCGAUCAUCGGUCAGCUCAAGUUUCAGGACUUCCAAGAGCAAUGCGAAGUGGACGAGAAUGGUUUACCUUCGUUGAUUUCAGUGCGAGGCGAUCGAAACCGUGGUGAUCGGCAGGUGUUCAACCUCAAUGGAAAAAACCGAACUCGCUUCGGUCGGAGAUUCAUCCGGGAAGCGAAUCCAGAUUUCAUCCAGUUGUAUCCCCUGGUUGCAUUCGAUGCCAUGUAUACUACCAACAUGACACGCAAAGCUCGCAACCUUAGGAAUUCUCGAACUCCGACCAGUGGUGUCCAGUACUCCUUGAUCAACAGCUACGACGUGUUGGACACCAUCCGUCUCACCAACGAUGGCAAACUGAUGACAGUGAAGGGUCUCGAUCGGGAGAAGCAAGACACAAUCAGGGUAACCAUCAUUGCCGAGUACUUUUACAAGCACCGAACCUUCGCCGGUAUCUACCAGGUGGUGAUCCUCGUGGAAGACGAAAACGAUAACCCACCAAAGUUCAAUCAACCCUUCUAUCUGGGAGUGAUCGCGGAAAACUCCCCCAUUGGGACGGAGAUCGUUCUGAACAACCCGAUCAUCAUCACCGAUCAGGACAUUGGAGUCAACUCCGAGUAUGAUCUGAUCCUGUCGGGUGAAUCGAAUUCCUUCGCGGCUCAGUUCUCCAACUCCACCCUGUCCAACUACAACAAAACCGUGGCUCACAUCUUCAGGAACCUACAGAUUGCGAAUGUCGAUUCGAGCGAGGUACUGAAUCGGCGCGUAGAUUUCCGUUCCAAACCGACCGAAGGGAUUAACGGGUCGACUCCGCAUUACAACAUUCUUUUCAUGGGACCGAACAAGCUCGAUCGCGAAGAGAUCGACAGUCUGCACCUCAAAAUGAUGGCCACUGACCGGGACAGUUUGACUUCGGAAGUAGAACUGAGGAUUUUGAUACUGGACGUGAACGAUAACCCACCGAUCUUUGACAAGAUCGCGAUAUUCCGGAAGAGCAAAUGCGAGAUGUUGGAGAAUACUAGCGAUCUUGAGCUGUUUUACUUGGAUGAACUGGAGACGGAAGUUCUCCCGGGAUUUAUGGAGAUGGGAAAAGAGUCAGCUCGAUUAAGCUACGGGGUGGACAGUUUGUUUGAAAUGGUUCAAUCCGCACCCUAUGCCGGGAUGCCAAGGCUUUUGGACGGGCAGCUGAUGAUGGGGAAUCGAUCGGCGACGAUGAAGAGGAAAGUGUUCAAGCCUAAGGGUAGAGUCAGAGCAGGUGCGAGGGUUACCAGGGCGAUCAGUAAGAAACCGGGAUUGAGGUUUAGUCUUCCGGAGAACGUUGAGAUUGGGAAGGUGAUCCUGAAGCUGACGGCGAGUGAUGAAGACUUUGACAAAAAUUCCAAGGUGAUCUAUGAAAUUGUGAAUCAGGAAGAGAGCCCUUCGAACAACCGAAGCAGCUAUUUCAAGGUUGAUCGAAAUUCUGGUGAGCUGAAGGCAGUGAAGCGAUUGCCCCCGGAGACGGAGAUCAAGCUGAACAUUUCAGCCAAAGACGUUGGAGGACUGACGGACGUGAUCAGUUUGGAGUUCAAGAUCUACGAUGUGAAUGACAAUUCUCCGGUUUUCGAACAGCAGUGGUACACGUUCAAAGUGGAAGAAGGUAGUUAUCCGAUAACUGGCAAAAUGAUCGGCCUGGUGAAAGCAACGGAUGAAGACUUGGGUAUGAAUGGAAAUGUUUCCUAUCUUCUGCUGGCGGAAGAUGAUGCGAAGAUUCCGUUUUCCAUCGCUCCACUGGAUGGAACGAUUCGAGUUUCUGGCGAGAUUGACCGCGAAUCAAUUUCGUCCUACCACUUCAAGGUUCUGGCAUCCGAUAACAAUUUCGAUUUGAAGCUUUCGGCCAUGGUGGAUGUCGAGGUGAUUGUGCUGGACAAGAAUGACAACAGCCCCGAAUUCACCACCUACGAUGAGCUGCACUACGAUCGCAGCAGCAUAAAAAGACUUCCGGUGUACGUGUCAUACAUCAACGUCAACUCCAAGCCAGGAUCCUUCGUCAAGCAGGUUCAAGCAAAAGACAACGAUUUCAAGGAGAACGGAAAUGGAUUGGUGAUCUACUCUCUGACGGGUCAAAGUGAUCUACUCCAGUUCUCCAUCGAUGCCAAGGACGGAGUAAUCACCACGGCAUCCAAGUUCAUUCAACCGACGAGUCGGAAGACCUACCAGCACAUUAACGUAACAGUUGUAGCGUCCGAUUUUGGAACGCCUCCGCGAUCAAGCAAUGCCUUGUUGAUCGUCAAUCUUCAGGGCGAUCCUGAGCGAUCGAGUGCAGUAGAAGAUCGGAUUCCGCUAUUUCCUUACAAAUACUACGAACUGGAGUUGCGGGAAAACGAACAUACUCCUCGGAUUGCGCUGAACAUUACGCUGAACAAGAAAUACGCCAAAGAUAGCUUCCGAUGGACGAUUGUAAACGAUGAAUACGGAGACAGGUUCAAGAUCGAUGAAAAGAACGGAUCACUUUGGUUGCUGCAGCCGUUGGAUCGGGAGGAACAGGAUUCGUACGAGAUCAAGAUCAAGGUGGAUAAGGUCAAGUCUCGAGAAAGUCGAAACAUUCCAAGCGUACUGUACGCGUUGGAGAAUCCAGUCAGAAAGAGGACCCACAAGCUGCACGAUAACGAAGUGGAGAUCUUGAUCAAAGUAAUGGACGUCAACGAUAAUGCACCGAUCUUCAAGGAAAACGAUGGACCGAUCAUUGCCGUCGUUCCUGACCGAGCCAACUACGGGUACUCCGUGCUGAAAGUUGAGGCCCAUGACGAGGACGCCGGAAGCAACGGGGAAAUUCGCUACUCGCUACUUAACGAACCCGCAAGAUUGUUCGAUGUGGAUGCCUUGACGGGUCAGAUUCGCCUACUCAGUUCGCUGGCCAACUACCAGGACCGCGUUUUUGGGUUCGAUGUCAAGGCAACGGACCGAGUAGGCGCUGACGAUGGUCAAUCGACGAUUGCCAACGUGUUCGUUUACGUGCUGAAUUCACACCAGGAGGUCUGCUUGAUUAUGGCCGGAUUUCCGGUGGAGGUGGAAAGGCAGAUGAAUAUGAUUACGGCCAGCUUGAGUCUUGCCACCGGGUACGACGUGCGGAUACGUGCCUUGGAAAGCAACGACAAAGUGGACGAUGCCACAAAUUUGUACCUGUAUGCCAUCGAUCGGAAGUCCAAUUCCGUGGUGGAAAUGGCAGAACUGCAGAGGUCGCUCGCAUCGCUCGAUAUGGCAAAUUUGAAGCCAAAUUUGCCCAUCAUCGAACUGACGGAGCUGUCGUCGAAUGCGCUGGAACCGCAUCCGUACGAUGCCGGAAUGAAGGGCAUCGAACUGGCCACGGUCGUCAUCGGGGGACUCAUCUUUGCCGGUGGUACGGCUACGGCCCUGUGCAUAGCCUGCGCUCGAUAUCGACGCUUGAUCCCACUGCCCAACAUUGGCGGUGGUGGCGGCGGCGGCGGUGUCAUCGGUGGAGGAUCCCAGGAUGUCCGGGCAACGGGAAUGCGCAAUACAUCCUCCACGCUCGGUGCCAACAAUAGCAGCGUUGCCAAUAACAACCAGAACACCGGAAGCAUCGGUGGCAUCGGUCGGCCGAUUACGCGGGUCGACAUCCAGCCGGUGAUCAAUCGGGCGGAUUUGAAAAGUUCCAUCUUUCAUCCGAACUUUCACCGGCAGUUUGUGACAAACAUCAGCACCGAGUCGACGACGGUCGCACCGGUCAAUGAGGAGAACAAUAGCGAUAGCUAUGAGGAUUCGCUGAAGGACUCACUGACGUCCAAUACGAGUCUAUGACGAGAGGGGAACGCUCCCCUUAGCCGGGAGAGCUACUACCGUUGCCACCCUCGCCACAGCCAGCUGUACAGAAUAGCCGAUAGGACAAACCAAAAAAAUUAAACAAACUACUGUUGAGACCCACAAGCAAAAGCCAAUAUUUUCUAGUAUUAUUUGUUGAUUAGUACUUAAGACGUCGGCGGUGUUGAGUGUGAGGACAGAGUGAGAGGGAAACGAGUGCUUUCGAAGUGCAAUCGAAGUAACCAGUGACAAAGAUUUACUGUAAAUAAAAUCGUAUUUUAAUAUGAAAAUUUUU
This is a messenger RNA of Ochlerotatus camptorhynchus, 6360 nucleotides long. RefSeq names its product cadherin-89D (gene Cad89D). The transcript is spliced from 10 exons. Lineage: Eukaryota; Metazoa; Arthropoda; Insecta; Diptera; Culicidae. Gene Ontology annotation, molecular function: cadherin binding; calcium ion binding. Gene Ontology annotation, biological process: calcium-dependent cell-cell adhesion; multicellular organism development; cell morphogenesis. The coding region runs from base 78 to 6065 and encodes 1995 amino acids. The record is from RefSeq and is a predicted model, not a curated record. Gene Ontology annotation, cellular component: plasma membrane; catenin complex; adherens junction.